Knipowitschia caucasica is the source of this 789-nucleotide messenger RNA. The record is from the annotation of a GenBank genome assembly. Lineage: Eukaryota; Metazoa; Chordata; Actinopteri; Gobiiformes; Gobiidae.
AUGGAGGAGGUGCAGCAUGUGGAGGAGGUGCAGCAUGUGGAGGAGGUGCAGCGUGUAGAGGAGGUGCAGCGUGUGGAGGAGGUGCAGGGUGUGGAGGAGGUGCAGCGUGUGGAGGAGGUGCAGAGUGUGGAGGAGGUGCAGAACCAGGACCAUCACACCAGCACCAUCACACUAGCACCAUCACACCAGCACCAUCACACCAGCAGCAUCACACUAGCACCAUCAGACCAGGACCAUCACACCAGCACCAUCACACUCGCACCAUCAGACCAGGACCAUCACACCAGCACCAUCACACUAGCACCAUCACACCAGCACCAUCACACCAGGACCAUCACACUAGCACCAUCAGACCAGGACCAUCACACCAGCACCAUCAGACCAGGACCAUCACACCAGCAGCAUCACACCAGGACCAUCAGACCAGGACCAUCACACCAGCACCAUCACACCAGGACCAUCACACCAGCAGCAUCACACCAGCAGCAUCACACUAGCACCAUCAGACCAGGACCAUCACACCAGCACCAUCACACUAGCACCAUCACACCAGCACCAUCACACCAGGACCAUCACACUAGCACCAUCAGACCAGGACCAUCACACCAGCACCAUCAGACCAGGACCAUCACACCAGCAGCAUCACACCAGGACCAUCAGACCAGGACCAUCACACCAGCAGCAUCACACCAGGACCAUCACACCAGCAGCAUCACACCAGGACCAUCACACCAGGACCAUCAGACCAGGACACAUGCAGACAGCAGGUUCUUCAUCCUAAUUCUUUGA